Messenger RNA from Dendronephthya gigantea, 2905 nucleotides. RefSeq lists its product as uncharacterized. The record is from RefSeq and is a predicted model, not a curated record. NCBI's taxonomy places the organism in Eukaryota, Metazoa, Cnidaria, Anthozoa, Malacalcyonacea, Nephtheidae. The coding region runs from base 173 to 2905 and encodes 910 amino acids. The transcript has 16 exons.
GUCAGAUUGGUCAGGCAGGCUUAGUAUUUUUAAUACCCAGAUUACCAAUCCCGCCAAUCCCAGGAAUGUAGAGAAACACUAGUUCCAGUCUACCGUUAAUCAUAGAAACGCGUUCAAGAUGGCGACAGUUAAUGAGCGGCGUGCGUUAUGCAGUCUUUUAUAAAACUGAAAUAUGCCUCGAAACAUCAAACGAACGCUCCCAAGAGGACCUAGUUUUGAAUUUGUCGCAUUCACAGACUCUUCCCCAUCUCCAAUACGACGAAGAAUAGAAUUGGCAUCUCCACAAAAUCGUGACGAAACGUCUGCGCGUGUGAAUGAAGUCGGUGAAUGUGAAGAUAAUUUAGGAACGUCCGUGCAAACUUCAUCAUCAUUUGUUUUCAGUGAGAGAGAUCUCACUGAGAUAUUUAGUGAAAGUGAUAGUGAUUGUGAAAAUAACGAGAAAGCUCCAGGAAAGUCAACUAGCUAUGCUAAACGACAACAAAGCUCGACAAAAAACUGGGAAAAUAUCAGAGGAACCUUGUUAAAAGCUGUGGUUGAAUCAGAAUGUAUUCCGUGUGGUCAACUGUGCACCAACUGUAAUGUAGCCAGCGCAAACUUUCGAUGCUUGAAAUGCGGCGCAGGAAACUAUUUUUGUGAAGCAUGUGUGGCAUCAUUGCACAAAAAUGUUUGUGUAUUUCAUGUGGUUGAACAGUGGAAGGAUGGAAUGUUUUUACCAAGUCCAAUGUUUAAGAGAAUAUUAAAUCCUCGACCUUGGCAUUCCUGUCUUGCAUCAGAAAUAAAAACAAUUACUGCUAUAUGUGAUGAUGGUCGAAGGCAUGAACUUGGUAUUAUGUCUUGUCCAUGUGAAGCUUUUCCUGUAUCCUUAGCAAGAUUACGGCUGUGGCCAACAUGUUCAAAGAAUCCAUCUAUUGCUUUAUCAUUUGACCUUUUGGAUUGGAUGGAAGCAUUACUUUUGGAGUGCCAAGUUUCACUGAACGAUUUUUGUAGAGCAUUGGAUUUAAGAAUUCCAAGAUAUGUCAAGAAAAAAGAUUUAUAUCACCUAAUCAUUGAUUGUUUUGAAGAGUAUAGGUAUAUGAAGAAUGAGCUACGUACUCUUAAAGUAAUGUGUCCAGAGAGAGAUCAUGGAAAUGUUUGCCCAGCUUGCCCUGUGGGUGAUGGUACUCUUAUUGAGUCAUUUGAUGCCUGUUUUGGCUUACCUCGUAAGAAAGCUGCUGGGUCCAGUGUUCGAGAACCAUUGCAUGGGGGAACAUUUUUCAGCAAUCAAGAAAAAGUUGACAAUUUUGUUGAUUCCUAUCCUACACAACCAAAAGUAUCAAAGGAUUGUAAUGAUUUCAAAGCUGGCGACGUUUUAAGAUCUAGAACGCAAUUUAAGGCUUUAGAUGAGACUGGUGUUUUUGGCAGGGCAUGCAGACAUGGUUUCCCAAAACAGUUUGUCAAUUUGAAACAUGGUGAAAGGAUAGCAUAUGCUGUUUGGAUGCUAAAAGAGGUUGUUGCAAAUUGUCAUCCUGGAACCUAUGACAUUAAAAUUAUGUAUGACAUUGGAUGUUUGCUAACUAAGCAUUUGCAGUCCUCUGGACAACUUGAUUUAUUGUCAAAUGUGACUCUGGCAGUACCUGCCUUUCACAUAUAUGGACAUAUAGCCUCAUGUCAGCUUGAGUUCAGUCCAAGACGCUCUGAUAACUUUGGGUUGUCGGAUGGUGAGCAACUAGAGAGAUUAUGGUCAUAUCUACGUCGCUUUUCCAAAAUGACCAAAGAAAUGCGUCCUUCUCAUCGCAUUGAUGUGUUGAGUGAUGCGUUGCUCCAUUAUGGACGUCAAUGUAAAGAUACCUUAGUUUCAGGGUUAUUAAAGAACUGGAAAAAGUCCGCACAGUGCAUAGAAGCAAGCCAGAAAAACAUAGACGAUUUGGCCAAUAAAUUAUCAGUUCCCUUGACAGAGACUGUUAUUGAAGAGUUGGCAAACCAGGAACGCCAACGUUUGUGUGGUGAGCGGACGAGGCAAGACGAAAGCGACACCUGUAAUGACUCGCCUAUUUCCACCUAUGUUGAUCAGCUAAGGAUUUUUUAUGUCUUAAGAAGUAAUUUGUGUACAGAUGUGCUGGAUGCUGAUGAGGUAUCGGCUAUCACCAAAAAAAUGGAGAGGUUAGAUAAGGAGCUCGUUGUAUUGGAGAGAGCCAACGGAAUAACGUCGAGAUGGACACCAAAUGAGAACAAUUACAAAAAAGAAUUAGCGAGGAAAAAUUGCCAGAAAUGCACUGAAGUGUAUGAGAAGAUCAAAAAUGUAUGUGAAGAAAGGCUAUUUCUCUUAAAUCUGAAAGAGAAGUAUUCCGAAGGUAAUGCGUUAGCAAGAAAGUUGGCAAACCAAGUAAAGAAGAGUGAAAAGAACAUUAAACGGCUGCUGGUGGAGUACAAUUGUUCACAGGAUCAGCUUGAGGAAGAAACGAAGAAUAGGUUUCCAAAUCUAAGCUUUGACACGAUUAAAACGCAUGGCAUCAACAUUGAGGAACACGACGCUGGUAUUGGCAGUAUUCCAUCGACAGUCAAACGUCACGCGAUCGAGAUGUUGAACCUUCUCAAACGUAGUCGGGAAGAGAAGGUCCUUUUGAGCGCUGAAAUGAGGCAGCUUUUCAACUAUUACCUCACCGACGAAGCCAAGGUUUCCAGUAUUGUGAACACGCUGUCUUCAAACGAUGCACUUAGCAAGUAUGAAAGAGGCUCACUAGCAUUGUUAAAAGCGGAGCAAAAAAUGUUGAGACAUCGUGUCUUUUUCAUACGUGAUUCAUUCAAGGAUUACGUAGAUAUGCCUGAUGUUAGCUAUACGUCACUUCCAGACGUGGACGGGAUGAUUGAACAUGAUAACGAUGAUGAUGAUGAAAGCAUUCACAGCCAAUCAUCUGAUAGUGAAUAG